Molecule: messenger RNA, 2502 nt
Organism: Symbiodinium pilosum
Lineage: Eukaryota; Dinophyceae; Suessiales; Symbiodiniaceae
Source: the annotation of a GenBank genome assembly
AUGUCUGCCCGGUUUGCAGCCACAUGGCCAUCCGUGGAGCCUGUGGACAUAUGGUGCUCACUGCCAACAGUCGAGCUGGCCAUGUGCGAAACUGCCCCAGUCGAGCCGUGCCUGAUCUCUGGCUACAACGUGCCUUUCUCGCUCAAGUCGCUGGAUGACCUGGUGGACCCCAAGUAUCCGUGUGGUGAUCAUCCAGCCCUCAUGAUGUACUCGCCCACCGGGAUCUUCUCUUCUUAUGCCGUCGAGCGGGAAGUUCUGCAGCAUGCUGACGGCCUCCGCUUCGCAGACGGCUCUGCUGAACGUCCAGCACAUGUGCAUCGUAUGGAACAGUUUCAGGAUGCGAUCGCCCACCUGUGCAGGAGUCGCCCGAGCGACAUCCGGUUCAGCCACAAUCGGUCCGAACCAGUGAUGUACUUUCGGCAGGGUUUUCCACCACGGCAGCGUGAGGAAACCCUGCACAGUAUGGGGCUGGAUCCAAACAUCUUUGCUGAUUUUUCAACUUACUGCUCAGACCAACACUCUGUUACCAAUUUUCACUACGACCAGAGCCCUGGAUUUCUCCAAAUGUGUUCGGGACGCAAGAGGGUGUUGAUCGUACAUCCUCGCUAUUCUGAGUACAUGACUUCGGCUAUAGAUGGGAGGCGAUCCUGGAUUACAACGGAAACUCAGGCGGUGACCGUGCCGCAUUGGAACAUUACCCUGCACUCUGGUGAGUGUGACCCGGCCGUUGCCAAAGCAGACACAAGCGCCCCACAGGAGAGCUUGAGGGCGGCAGUGCGACAUUUAGCCGCCAUUGAGAGAUGGUUGCAGCCAAAACGCUCGACGUCAUCGAGCAACCUGCGGCAAUAUGAGCCAGAAGAGCUUGCUGCAGAGCUGGGCCUAGAUUCCCUAGCUAGUGGUGAAGACUUGGAAAACUUCGUCGAGCAUUUCUCCACUGCGGUUGGUACCGGUGAGCUGCUGGUUGCCGCCAUACCAUGUCUUUUGCAGUCAAAGACGUUUCGUCAUCCGGGCACCUUCUAUAUAAGUUCAGAGCGCCUGUGUUUCCGUUCUUCCGUCCUGGGGAUGGAAGCUCGGUUGGUAAUCUCCUGGUCCAUGGUUGAAUGGGCCCGGCUUAUCACCGAAAGGACAAACUCUAUGCACCCUGUUCGAAUUCGACUUAAGCAGUCAGCUGAAGUAGAUGGUAACAUGGUGGAUAGCUUUGACCUUCGGAUCUUCGAUGUGGGUGCCUUGGCACACAUGCACAGCUGCGCUACGUAUUUCAUCGGUACAGGGCUCUUUGACCUGGUGCCAUCUGAUGAUCGGCGCGUGUCCUUUCCCAGUCCCUCUCCCAUGGGAGGCAGUGGCAGCGGUUUGGGUAUCGGUGAGACCUUAGCUGCUGGCCCGCGUGCACGAGCACCCACAGUAUCAGCUGAAUCGAUGGUUGCAGACCUAGAGCAGCUGAGCCUUGUGUGGGAGCUUCAGAGGCGGACGACCAUUUGGCAUAACGAUUGGAGGGCUCCGUUUCUCCCACAUGACUAUCAGAAGGCCAUCAAAUGGAUGUCUAUCCAAGACCACUACCUGCCCCAUCCGUUUAUUCCUGAAGACAUCGAUGUGGACGAGGCAGCGGAGAGUGAGGAACCUCCAAUUGAGGAGGUGCAAUUCCUAGGUAGAAGGCGCGCAUGCAAAUGGGAUAUUGUCGUGGAUGAAGCCUCAGACUCAGAAGGAUGGCAGUAUGCGGUUGACUUCUACUUGGAGCCAAACAAGUGGAGCAACAGACUUCGCGGCUUUUCGCAUGUUCGUCGCAGGAGGUGGCAACCAACUUUCCUGGCAGAAGUGGAAGCCCCUGUAGCAACCGUGCGUAGCGUGACGAAUGCUAUGACUCGCGACAGGAAUCGCUUGAAUUCUACCCUCAUGGCAGAGAAGGAUGCCUCGCCACCGCAGCAAAUUCUCGUUGAGGACCUUGGAAAGAUUCCUCUGGAAACCAUCCGGCAGGAUUUGGAGAGCAACGACUGGGAAACGGAAUUGAAUUUGAUGUCCAUGCAUUUUCAAGACCUCAACAUGCAGAGUAUUGAGCUUGGACCAUGGGUCGAUGGCACUUCGUCAGGCUCCAAAGUUCAGGGCAAGCUGCGCUCGAUGUCAAUGCGCGUUCCAGUGCCUCCAGCGCCAAUGUGUCCAAAGGAAUCGCGCUGUGCAUGUACUUGGCACGUGGUAUGUGGUGAAGAAAGGUGCUUACUGGAGAGCGUGAUCAUGUCCCUGGACGUGCCAUAUGGUACGUGUUUCAACGUCAUUAAGUGUGACAUCUUCACUGUGGACACAGGAAGUGGCAACACAAUUCUUGAACGCAAGUUCUCCCUGGAGUGGGUCAAGGGCUGCUGGAUAAAGUCGCUUGUUGAAGCCAACGUUCCCAAAGAGAUCAAGGCCGAUGGCGUGCAAUGGGCCAACCUCAUCAAGAAGUGGGCCCAAAAGAUUCCUGCUACGGCCGAUAGCAGCGACAAGAAGAAGAGGCCACCCGAGCUUCAAUGA